Daucus carota subsp. sativus is the source of this 1263-nucleotide messenger RNA. RefSeq lists its product as uncharacterized. Lineage: Eukaryota; Viridiplantae; Streptophyta; Magnoliopsida; Apiales; Apiaceae. The record is from RefSeq and is a predicted model, not a curated record. The coding region runs from base 151 to 969 and encodes 272 amino acids. The transcript has 3 exons.
CAAUAUGUUUGGGCUGACAGCAGUUCAACUCUUCAGUUGAUGUUCAUAAGCUUCAGAUGCAGCUCCAUCAUAAAAUUCAUCAAUUUAGAAUUUAAAUAAACAAAAAUUCAAUAAAAACCACAACUUUAGUAUUUCCUGAAGAAUCUUGAAAUGGGUUUAGAACCAAAUUCUUCAUCAUCAGCGUCGGCAUCAAAUUCUUGUUCAUUAUCUUCAUCAGCAUCACCAGUGGCGCAGCCUGCAGUUGCGUGUAGCAGUGGAAAAAGAAGUAGAGAUCCUGAAGAUGAGGUUUACGUAGACAAUCUUAACUCUCACAAGCGUUACCUUAGCGAGAUAAUGGCUUCAAGCUUGAAUGGGCUGACGGUUGGUGACUCCUUAGCGGACACUCUCAUGGAUUCUCCUGCAAGAGAUGAGAUGCCUUUACAGUAUUCACCAAUGUCAGAAGACUCAGAUGACUGCCGGUAUUAUGAGAGUCCAGUUAACGCAUGUUCAUCCCAAGCAGACAGUGUACCCACCAGUCCAGUUUCUCCUUACAGGUACCAAAGAUUUCCAUGUGGCUUUUCCUCAGGUUCACCUACCACUUCCUAUCCUUUGCACAACUGUAAUCUUCCCGUAACAUGUCCCCAACCUCGCCAACGGGGCUCUGACUGUGAGGGUAGAUUCCCCUCGUCACCAAGUGACAUAUGCCACUCAGCGGACCUUAGGAGGGCUGCACUUAUGCGGUCAGUGCAGAUAAGGACACAAUCUCCAGGCCCGUCUCUUUUAGAAAUGUCAUUCAGUUCAGGUCAAGAACCUGGGCAUAAUAUAGAAGCCCAGGAGCGUCCCUGUUCUUAUACCAAGUCACUAGUUGUUGAGAGGGAAAAUCAUAUUGUAGAAGGAUGCCCUACAUCAGCUAUACCAGAGCUUGAAACUAGGGAAAAGUCUUGCAGGGCCCUGAAUAUGGAUUUGAAAAGGGACGAAGCUGCAGAUUGAUUGAUUUAGUGAAAUAGGUUCGCGGAUGUAUGUUCGACUUUGACGAUCUUUCGUCAUGGAAUUUACUAAUUUAGUUUAUCUGGUAAAGGAUUCCCAGCAUGUAGCUGUUCUGGUAUGUGUAUGUAGCUUGUGUAUAGCGAAAUACCAAGACAGCCGUGUCUUUACUAGGAGUAUUGAUUUUUAUAUAAACUUCAGGCAUUCAUCUGAAAAACAAUUUAGAAGAAUUGUCAGUUGUGUACUUGUGGUUAUGAUGCAAAAGCCUAUAGUCUAUAGACAGAUUAUAAGGUAAGGAAA